This is a messenger RNA of Gambusia affinis (western mosquitofish), 1019 nucleotides long. RefSeq names its product transmembrane protein 17 (gene tmem17). The record is from RefSeq and is a predicted model, not a curated record. Gene Ontology annotation, biological process: non-motile cilium assembly. Bases 308 to 862 code for a protein of 184 amino acids. The transcript is spliced from 5 exons. Gene Ontology annotation, cellular component: ciliary transition zone. Lineage: Eukaryota; Metazoa; Chordata; Actinopteri; Cyprinodontiformes; Poeciliidae.
UAUGGGAAAAUAUUCCGAAUCCUUAACUUUCUUGGCCAUAUUGCUUAUUGCUUAUGCUCUAUUUAGAAGAUUCGUAUCUCAGAAGAUGUUGCUUUAAUGUUUUUAAUGUAAUGUUCUUUCCAAAUCAAAAUGGUGUUUUUAGGCCUGUAAGCUUUAAUUUUUCCUCAUAAUUUAAGAGUUGUCAGUCAAUCAAACCGCAGAGCGUGUCCCAGGUUACCAUGGAAACAGAGACGGUUUCCAUCGUCCUGUUUACCAGGAAGAGGCGGGGUGUAUUCCUUUCUCUAGUUCUGUUGUUUUUAGGCAAAAGAUGGAGCUCCCGGAGACCAUCAGAAAGCGCUUAGAUGACUUUUCUCGUAAUAUCUUAUUUGACCAGACUCGAACUGUGACGUUCACCGAAGAAAACGACGGAUUCUUGCCUGACGAGAAACCAGUUCUGUCCAGCCUCCAGCUGCAGAUGUCGUUGUAUUUUAACUUGUGGUUCUUUCCCUGUUGGUGGAUCAGUGAAACUGUUAUGCUGCAUCUCAAGUACUCUGCCUUGCCUGAGUACUACAAGUUCAUCCUUGUGACUAUUCUGCUGCUGAUGACUCUUAUUGAGGCCAUCAGACUUUAUCUCGGAUAUGCUGGGAACCUGCAAGAAAAGGUGCCAGAGUUGGCAGGCUUUUGGUUGCUCACCAUCCUUCUGCAGCUUCCCCUCAUCCUUUUCCAGCUGUUUAAUGAAGCCAUUCUCAUCCAGCCUCUGGAGAGGGGCGUCCACAUAGUGCUCACCAUAUUCAUUCUCAUACAGGCAGCCUCUGGUUUUGCAGCGCUGCGGAACAUGGUUAGACACACAGGGAGCCAGUUUCAUCUCCAACAGUUUGACUGACUUCGGAGGCUCUGGUGUGCAAUGAGUCACAAGGAUGCCUUCUUUCUGCGCAUAUCUCAAACACUAAGGGUGAUAUAAAAAAGGUCUUAACAUGUGUCAAAUGGUUGAUAUUUUCAUAUGAUUUAUAUUUAAAUAAAAUAUUUAUUUUUGUAUUUUA